Molecule: messenger RNA, 1704 nt
Organism: Gambusia affinis (western mosquitofish)
Lineage: Eukaryota; Metazoa; Chordata; Actinopteri; Cyprinodontiformes; Poeciliidae
Gene: alg12
Product: ALG12 alpha-1,6-mannosyltransferase
Exons: 9
Coding region: 158-1639 (493 amino acids)
Biological process (GO): protein N-linked glycosylation
Cellular component (GO): endoplasmic reticulum membrane
Molecular function (GO): alpha-1,6-mannosyltransferase activity
Source: RefSeq, a predicted model, not a curated record
AUAUUUUUUAAUUUUAGAAAUCCUCUUUGUUGCAAUACCAAACAGGUAUCGACACGUUUUUUGGAUAAAACUAAUAAUAUUAUGCGACUUCAAAGCGUUUUGAGAGCGUUCACUUCCUGUGUUGACCGGAAGUAAAAUAGUCGGCUCUCCAGCUGUCAUGGCGGAAAAGAAGAAUGUUUUGGAGAAGCCAUUGCUGCUUUUGUUAAUUUUUCUGAGUUUCCUGCAUUUAUUAAUUUGUCCUUUCACGAAAGUCGAAGAAAGCUUUAAUUUACAGGCGACGCACGACAUUCUGUACCACAGACUUGAUUUUGACAAGUAUGACCAUCACGAAUUCCCCGGAGUUGUGCCGCGUACCUUUCUCGGACCCCUGUUCCUCUCCACGCUCUGCUCCCCGCUCGUUUCUUUAUCAUCUCUGCUGGAGGCACAGAAAUUCUACACUCAGCUUAUAGUCCGGGCUUCACUGGGGUUUUGCGUGAUCGGCGCUCUGUGGCAUAUGCAGAGAGAAGUGCGGAGGCAGUUCGGCUCCACAGUUGCGUGUCUUUUCUGUCUGACCUGUGCCUCCCAGUUCCACCUCAUGUUCUACAGCACCAGGACGCUCCCCAAUGUCUUUGCGCUGCCAAUAGUUCUUGUAGCGUUCACCUCUUGGAUGGCUCAGAAACACGGCUGGUUCAUCAGCCUCUCCGCUUUGGUCAUCAUCGUGAUCCGGUCCGAGCUCUGCAUCUUGCUGGGCCUCAUGCUGCUGAUGGCGCUGCUGAGCAGGAGGCUGGGGCUGCUGCAGCUGAUUUACUACGCUGCUCCUGCUGGACUCUUGUCCCUAGCUCUGACGGUGGCUGUUGACACCUUCUUUUGGAGGAGGCUUUUGUGGCCUGAGGGGCAGGUGUUGUGGUACAAUGCCAUUCUUAAUAAAAGCUCCAACUGGGGAACCUCGCCCUUUCUGUGGUAUUUUUACUCCGCCGUGCCUCGAGCCCUGGGCUGCUCGCUGCUCUUCGUGCCUCUCGGCCUCCUGGACAGGCGGAUUAGGCUGCUGCUGCUCCCCACAGUUGGCUUCAUCUUCAUCUAUUCGCUGCUGCCUCACAAGGAGCUGCGUUUCAUCAUUUACACUUUCCCUGUGCUCAAUUUGGCAGCUGCACGCGGCUGUUCCUUCAUAUUGUGCAACUAUCAGAAAUCUUGGAUGUACAAACUGGGCUCUGCAGUUGUGGUUGGCCAGCUGUUGAUCAACUCAUCGUACACUGGCCUUUGCCUGUAUGUUUCCCAUCACAACUACCCGGGCGGCAAGGGAAUCCAGGAACUACACAGACUGAUGCCGGCCACAGCAGAUGUCUUUGUUCACAUCGACAGCUUUGCUGCUGAAACGGGAGUCUCACGCUUCUUAGAGCAAAACAAAAACUGGAGAUACGACAAACGAGAAGACAUAAGCACCAGAAGCCCGGAGCUCCAGAUGUACUCGCACCUGUUGAUGGAGGCGAACGUCACCAAGAUACAGCAGCUGCACAACACUCAUACGCCUCUGGUCUACAUCGAAGGUUUCAACAACAUCGCCUUUAGCAAGGCUCACUUUCCACCUGUCAGAGUUCACCUAGCGAGGAAAGCUGUGCUGAUGCAGCGCAAGAUUUGGGAGGGCACACCGAGAGAAACAUGAGCUAAAAUAUAAUUUAGAAUUAUCAGGUGACCAAAGACAGUUGAAAAUCAUGCUGCUAUGUUGAU